GGUCUUUGUGUGUGGGGACUGAACUAAAUGCGUGUCCCUGGUAGUCUACAGAGGGCUAGGCUACGGCGCAGACUCAAGACAACACCUUCCUUCGACGCUUCGCUUUCUCAGUUGACGCGACGGCGACGGUUUCUGACGUGAAGCAAAUAUACACUAGCAGCAUUGGCCUAGAUAAUAUCUUCUUCGCAUGACAGCGACCCGACACGGACCAACUAUUUGCAACGCUGCAAAGUGCGCAUUUGCUGUCACAUUCUGACGGAUCGUAACGUCAGGACGGUGCAUUACAAACCACCCGGGGUUGGUGUGCGUCCCCACAAAAAACAAGAGGACGACAUGUACAGGCCUAAUCUUUAAACGUCUCGGGCAUAUCCGUUACCGAGAUGAAUUUGACACUGGAUUAAGGUUUCGGUUCUGGCAGUUUGCCGCGCUCCGUUCUAAAGCACCGAAAGAACGAAAGGCUUUCUGUCUUUACUACAGUGUUAGGUUACCGUCGCUUCCUGGUUUCUUGACGGAUAAAUAAACAACUAUUUACAACCAAUUGCGGGAUAAAAACGGGUGUUAAAACUUUGAGAUGAUGUGUAACAUGUAUAGCAUGACCGCGAAUGGGAGCGCGUCGUGAGGUCCACCGUUCGAUUGUUUUUAAUCUGCACAUCUGUCUGUCCUUCUCCCGAGAGAUUUACUCACUGAGUAGCCUGAAUAUUACAACAACAACACAUCUAUCCUGAUUUGGACAUCGGACGCCGAUGACUCUAUAGGCUAUUCCACCGGGAUCUAACCGACGCAGCCAACCGUCACCACGCAUGGGUCCGCCGGGGGCUCGGAUCCCCCGGGGCUGGAGGACCCAGGCCCGCUGCCAGGAGGAUGGCGACCCGGAGAGGGAGAAGCGAUGGGUGGAACUGUUCGACGAACUGGACUUGAACAGUGAUGGAGUCAUCGAUAUCCACGAGCUCCGGGUGGGAUUGGCGAAACGUGGGCUCUCCCGCCGCGCGGUGGACCGGCAGAUUGUCAAGGAGGGGGACAGCAACAAUGAUGGAGAGUUGGACUUCCAGGAGUUCCGGCAGUACCUCCGCUCCCACGAGGAAGAGCUCCGACUCAUGUUCCUCAGCCUGGACCGCAACAAUGACGGUGAGAUAGAUGUAUCAGAGAUUCAGCAGUCCCUUCAAACUCUGGGAAUAGCUGUGAGUCUGAAGGAGGCUGGCCGAUCAUGAAGAGUAUCGACAGGGAUGGUAACAUGACCAUCGACUGGGAUGAGUGGCGAGAUCACUUCCUGUUCAACCCCAUACACAGUCUGGAAGACAUCUCUCGCUACUGGAAACACUCUCAUGU
Molecule: messenger RNA, 1326 nt
Organism: Oncorhynchus kisutch (coho salmon)
Lineage: Eukaryota; Metazoa; Chordata; Actinopteri; Salmoniformes; Salmonidae
Product: calcium-binding mitochondrial carrier protein SCaMC-3-like
Exons: 4
Coding region: 801-1208 (135 amino acids)
Molecular function (GO): calcium ion binding
Source: RefSeq, a predicted model, not a curated record